Molecule: messenger RNA, 1294 nt
Organism: Sarcophilus harrisii (Tasmanian devil)
Lineage: Eukaryota; Metazoa; Chordata; Mammalia; Dasyuromorphia; Dasyuridae
Gene: TSPAN31
Product: tetraspanin 31
Exons: 6
Coding region: 479-1111 (210 amino acids)
Cellular component (GO): membrane
Source: RefSeq, a predicted model, not a curated record
CCCUUCUAUCAGUUUAGUCCUCAUCCCCUCCACCCCGCGCCUUUUCUACCUCAGCGCCCAGCUCUUCUGCGGGCCCCUGCUCAGCUUUCUUCUCGCCGCCUCUCCCGGGGAGGUCCACAAUCAUCCGGGGUUUUGUAGCAGCAUCAGUAGCGGCGGCAGCAGCCCCAGGCCACUACGAGAAUCACUGGACGCCCCGCCCCCUUCUCAUAUCUCGCCCAAUGAUAAGCGGGCCGGUGUAAGCGGGAGCCUUGGGCGGUGACUUCCGAUUCGAUUGAUCGAUAGGUUUACCAAUAGAAGGACGAAGUGAGACUUGAGUCUUACCAAUCCGGAGGCAGAGGCGGGACGGUGCAGGCGCAGAGUGCGGGGCUUUGGUAGAAGAUGAUUUAAAGAGACAGAAGCCGCCGGGGCCUUAGCGGACGGUCCCCGAGACCUUUCGCACCUUUGAGUCAUCGGGACCCCGGUCCCUAUAGCCGGGAAGAUGGUUUGUGGUGGUUUUGCCUGCUCCAAGAAUGCUUUGUGUGCGCUCAACGUGGUCUAUAUGCUGGUGGGGUUGCUGCUGAUCGGUGUGGCGGCCUGGGGUAAGGGUCUGGGGUUGGUGUCCAGCAUCCACAUCAUCGGGGGAGUCAUCGCCGUGGGUGUCUUCCUCCUCCUCAUUGCCGUGGUUGGUCUCAUCGGUGCGGUCUAUCACCACCAAGUCCUGCUUUUCUUUUAUAUGAUCAUACUUGGUUUGGUUUUUAUCUUCCAAUUUGGAAUCUCUUGUUCCUGUCUGGCAAUUAACAGAAACACACAGAAAGAUGUCAUCAGCACUUAUUGGAUGGUCAUGACUAACAAGACCCGGAAUGAACUAGAGACAAGUUUGGAUUGCUGUGGCCUCUUCAACUCCACCACCUUAUACUUCCAGGACUAUGCUUUCUGCACUGCACAUUGUAAGACCCAUAGUCCAAAGUGCCAAGUUUGUGGAGACAAAUUUCUUAAGCAUUCAGAUGAAGCACUGAAAAUUCUGGGGGGUGUUGGACUCUUCUUCAGCUUUACAGAGAUCCUAGGUGUGUGGCUAGCAAUGAGAUUCCGGAAUCAGAAGGACCCUCGUGCAAACCCCAGUGCCUUCCUAUAAAGAUCUGAUGCUUCUGACCCUUCUUUUCCCUACUCAGUCAUGGUGGGGAUCUUGGGGCCUUUUCCAUGUAAGGAAAUAGGAAGAGGCUAUUCUUUGCUAUAACCCCUAAGCCGAUUGGACAGUUAGGCUCCUGUCCUUGAAAUGACGUUCAUGGGGGAUAGGCAGAGUUGGGAAGAUUCUGAA